AUGCUCAAUCCGGUCAGGCUAGUCCUCGGGCUAUUGGCAUGUAUAGUGGCCAUAUCAAAGGGCGCAAACCCCUGCCAAGACUACUCACUCCAUGACUGCGACGCCGUUGCAGAAUGCGUUUCCGAACAACCCGGCUAUUUUCAAUGCCAUUGCCCCCGCGGCUAUUUUGAUGCGAGCCCCGACAAGCGGUAUCCGGGUCGCAAAUGUGUCCGAGAAACAUACGAUACCCAUGUCUCCUAUCAUCGCGAUUCUAGACGAAUCAGUUCAACUCGAGACGAUCGGCGCUCGUUCGGCGUGCUGACCAAUUCAGCGCGUGUCGAAGAGGAGAGGGGGCAGAUCGUGCGACGCAGGAGUCAUUAUGAAGAGUCACGCAUCGUGCCAAAGCACAUCAGCUCAUUCCCAGCCAUCGACGAGUGCUCCCUGGGCACACACAAUUGUGACGCUCAUGCCGAUUGCAUUGAUACAAAUGAGGGCUACACAUGCAGAUGCAGGGCCGGCUAUCAAGAAUCUAGCCCCGACCCGCUCAGAAGCCCCGGACGCUCCUGCCGACCCUCGCAAAGAUCUCAAUGUUCACAUGCCGACUGUGCGCCGGAAGCUGAAUGCCGUGAAUCCCCAUCGGGACCCGUCUGCCAAUGUGUCAGCGGAUAUGUUGAUAUCAGUCGACAACACGGACGACCAACCGGAAGGGUUUGCCGAGCUGUCGUCAACGAGUGCGCCACACGCCAACAUGAUUGUUCUUCCCAUGCAACAUGUAUCGAUACCGCAGAAAGCUUCACUUGCAGAUGUAAUGAAGGUUUCCGUGAUGAAUCCCCAUCUGCUUCAUCUCGGCCGGGACGUGUUUGUGUCCGAGCUUAUACUCCUGAACCACCGGAGUGCGAAGUGGCCGACCCGAUGUCGUGUGACCAACACAAGCAGGAAGUCUGCGUGUUUGUCAACAGCACCUAUAAAUGUCGUUGCGCAGCUGGAAGAAGUCGACUACCCGACGGUCGUUGUCUGGUCAUCAACGAGUGCGCCGACCCUCGAUUGAAUGAUUGCGGAAAGAACUCGGAAUGCAUCGAUCAGGCUGAGGGAUUUACCUGCCAAUGCCGAUCUGGAUACGCUGAUGCUUCGCCAGCAGGUCUCACUGGACGAGUAUGCAAAGCCAGGAUUAAUGAAUGCGCUAAUAAGCAACGCUACGAGGUCGACUGUUCCGAAAACGCGAUCUGCGUGGACCGAGAAGACGGCUACUCAUGCCAAUGCCGCCCCGGAUUCGCCGAUGUUUCCGCAUCAUACAAUCGACUCCCAGGUCGCCGGUGUAUUGAAGCCAUCAACGAAUGCAUGGAUCCGACCCUCAAUGACUGCUCGAAAAAUGCAAUUUGCGAAGAUGCCAAGGAGAGCUACAUCUGUACCUGUCGUGCAGGUUACGUUGAUGCCUCGCCAAGCCCGAAAAUAUAUCCCGGGCGCGUAUGCAUGAAACCCAUUGACAGGAUCCAUGUCAAGAAGAUGACUGCGGAUACAGGUCUGCAACUCGAUGGUUGUGACCCGAAGGCGCCGAAUUGUCAGAACAAUGAAAUCUGCACCGACCGCUCCCGAAAGGGACAUCACGUAUGCGAGUGCAUGGAUAAUGCCUUCCGUUAUUCGGAUGGCACUUGCAAAUUGUACUCGGCUUGCUCACGACAAAACGACUGUGACUCGAAUGCAUUCUGGAAUUCAUUAGACUUUCAUCGGCUGUUUUUCCGAUGCCAAUGUCGACCGGGAUACUUGGACGUCUCGCCCGACGCUGACAACAAUCCAGGAAAGAAGUGCCAGGAAUUGAUCAACGAGUGUGCGACUUCUGAUAACGAAUGCUCCGUUUAUGCAAAAUGUAUCGACACCGCGCAUGGAUAUGAGUGCCAAUGCUUGGACGGCUACGUCGACGUUUCCAGCAAGUACGGGUUCGCCCCUGGAAGGAAAUGCACUAACACAAUCAACGAAUGUCAAGAUAUCAAGCUGAAUUCUUGUGAUGAAAAUGCUGACUGCGUGGAUACCCCCGACGGAUACACCUGUCAAUGUUUUUCCGGAUUCGUUGACGUGUCGAGCAGUGCCAGCUUGCCCCCAGGACGGGUUUGCACGGUCCAGACGACCUGUCCCAAGCAGAAGACCGAUCUCAUUUUCUUGAUCGACGGUUCGGGCUCAAUCGGCAGCUACGUUUUCAAGAAUGAAGUGCUGCGCUUCGUCAAGGAGUUUGUCGACCUCUUCGAGAUCGCACCGGACCGCACACGUGUCGGGCUCAUUCAAUAUUCGGAUCAGAUCCGCCAUGAAUUCGACCUGAACCAGUAUCCGGAUAAGGUCUCGCUACUACGCGCUAUCGGAGAGACACAAUACUUGACGGGAUUGACGAGAACUGGUGCUGCCAUCCAGCACAUGGUUCGUGAAGGCUUCAGUGAGAGACGCGGUGCAAGGAGGCAAGCGGAUGAUAUUAGCCGUGUUGCUAUCAUUCUGACGGAUGGUCGCUCCCAGGAUAAUGUCACCCGCCCUGCCAUUGAGGCUCGGGACCUCAAGAUCAACACCUUCGCCAUCGGUGUGACGGACCACGUGCUUGCUUCUGAGCUUGAAUCGAUUGCUGGCUCUCCACAACGCUGGUUCUACGUCAACCGAUUCAAGGACCUUGACACACGACUGCGCAGUCUCAUCCAAAAAGUCGCUUGUCCAUCUGUGCAGCUACCAACUCGCGGCGCCAACCCUGGACCCUGCAACCCCAGGACCCAAACGGGUUGCGAUCGUUCUCUGAAUGAGCUGUGCGUGCAACAUGGCUCUGUCACCAGCUGCGAAUGUCCCGAAGGCUUUGAACGCCACCCCGUUACCAAGAUGUGUGGUGGCUCGUUGUGCAACCCCCAGUUGACGACAUCUUGUGUCUUCCCGGAGCAGUGUGAGAUCACUCCUUAUCACAACCAUCGCUGCCGCUGCCCUGUUGGCUAUCGUCGUGACUUCCGGUCCGGAUUCUGCGUGUCCAUCCAAGAAAUUCGACUCUUCGCAAACGAUGCGGACUGCCAUAAUGGCGGUGAACCAUGUGGUCAACAUGAAGUGUGUACGCGCGACCGAACCAAUCACUACUAUUGUGAGUGCGAGACCGGCUACGAGCGCAGCCCACAUACCCGGAAGUGUGUCUACCCCGGCGAAUGCAAUCCAUUGGACAACUACUCGUGCGACGUGCGUAAGCGGGAGGUGUGCUUGAACAACGGGGCCCGAUUCAGCUGCCAGUGUGCUCAUGGAGAGAAGCGACAUGCCAUCACCGGAAUUUGCUUGAAGAACGAAUGCCAAACGGGCGAAAAUGAUUGUGACCGCAGCGCAAGGUGCGUGGACACGGACGAGGGCGAUGGCUACUUCUGUGCCUGUCCGAAUGGAUUCAUUGACCGCUCACCGGAUGUCGUCAACAAGCCCGGAAGGCUUUGCGUCGCUGAACAAAACGAGUGCACUGAUGGCUCAAACCGAUGCUCACCAAAUGCCCUCUGUACUGAUACUGAGGAGGGGUACAUCUGCCGCUGUAAGCCUGGAUUCGUCGACUACUCGCCAAAUAUUCACAGUUUCCCCGGUCUGAUCUGCAAAGAACUCGUCAACGAAUGUUCUUCGCCUUCCUUGAACAACUGCGAUAGGAACGCGAUCUGCAUCGACACCCAAGAGUCCUACACCUGUCUGUGCAAAGCAGGAUUCCAAGACAUGGACGAGUUCCGAAACCCCGGAAGACUCUGCAAGCCAAACCCGCAAAACGACCGGUGUUCGGCUGGGAAAAAUAGCUGCGACCGGAACGCUAUUUGCUCGCAGAUCGGUGAAAAUGACUACUCGUGCUCUUGCCCGCCUGGAUUCAAAGACAAGAGCCCUAGCCCAUCAGCCCAACCGGGUCGUGUGUGUAUCCCAGUGAUCCCUGAAUGUGAUAAUCCGGCCUUGAAUGACUGCGAUUCACCUGAUCGUGCAAUUUGCACAGACACGGAUGAGGGCUUCCUAUGUAGAUGUCGACAAGGAUUCUUGGACAUUUCGCCAAGUAUUGCUGUGAAGCCAGGACGCUUAUGCAAGCCACUCCAAAACGAAUGCGCGCUCGGAAUUGAUGACUGUGCGCGUGAUGGAGCGAUCUGUGAGGAUACUCCAGAUAGCUACACAUGCCGUUGCGCCAUGAAUUAUUUGGAUGUCUCUUUCGAUCGCCAAAACCGGCCUGGACGAAAGUGCAAGCGACUCGUUGAUGAAUGUGCCACUGGUCAGAAUGAUUGUUCCUCCGAGGCUCUCUGCACUGACACUGAAGAUUCUUACAUUUGUGCCUGCCCAGCUACGCAUAUUGACGUUUCUCCCGACACCCAGAAUCGUCCUGGCCGACGCUGCUUGCUUCGUCUCAACGAGUGUACUACAUCCCGCCACGACUGCUCUCCAAAUGCGGAUUGUGUUGAUACACCCGAAUCCUACAGCUGUCGUUGUCGCGAUGACUUUGUUGAUGAAAGCCCGGAUAGGACCCACCGACCCGGACGGAUCUGUCGACCGGCUUUGGUUGAUGAAUGCCGACUUGGUCAACACGAUUGUCACCAAGAUGCGGUCUGCCAUGAUCUGCCUCAAGGCUUCAACUGCCAAUGCCGCCCCGAAUUCUUGGACGAAUCACCUCGAAGAACCACUCAUCCAGGACGUUUGUGCAGACCUCGACCUACCCCACCACCAGAUGAGUGCCGAAUUGACAGCCUGCGCGACUGCAGCCAAGAACGACGUGAAGUUUGCCGUCUCGUCAACGGCAUCCCGAAAUGCACAUGCGCCGACGAUUUCACGAGGGACGCUUCCGGUGCCUGCACUGUAGUCAACGAAUGCCUUGUCCCGCAACUGAAUGACUGUCAUACAUCGGCUGAAUGCAUUGAUCAGCUUGUUGGGUACACCUGUCGCUGCAAGGCGGGCUUCAAGGAUAUCAGCUCACGCGACAAGCCAGGCCGCAUUUGCGCUCCGAUGGUGAACGAAUGCGAAUACCCGCAUCUCAACGAUUGUCAUCAGAACGCGCAAUGUAUUGACUUGGAGGAAGGCUACGACUGCAAGUGUCAUCAAGGCUUCAGAGACAAGUCAAUCGGAAGGCCAGGAAGGAUCUGCAAGCGCAUGGUCAACGAGUGUCUCGACUCGAAGCUCAACAGCUGUGACAAAAAUGCCGAGUGUAUCGACGAAGAGGAUGGGUACAGAUGCCAAUGCCGGGCUGACUUCUAUGAUGUCUCUCCAUCCCCAGCACUCAAGGGACGUGCCUGCAGAGCCAUUGUCAACGAAUGCAUCGACGGGAAACUUAACGACUGCGACCGAAAUGCACGCUGCACGGAUACUCUGGAUUCAUAUGAGUGUGAAUGCCCUCCACAGUCACGAGACAUCUCCCCCUCACCAGCCUUCCCGGGACGUGUCUGUCUUCUUUUCGAAAACGAAUGUGAGAGCGGUAAGCACGACUGCGAUGCCAAUGCCAUCUGCCACGAUAACGAACAAUCCUUCACCUGCGAGUGUCCACGUGGCUUCGUUGAUAGGAGCCCGAACAAGCUAACAAGAUCGGGCCGAGUAUGUAUUCGAUUAGUUGAUGAAUGCCGUGAGAACCGUCACACAUGCUCAGCUCAAGCUGAUUGCCGUGAUCUAGAAGAGGGAUAUACUUGUGAAUGCAAAGAAGGAUACAUCGACCGAUCACCAAACAUCCAACUCCAGCCUGGAAGAGUCUGUGGAACUCCGGACGUUUGCCCGCCAAAUCACGAAUGCUCAUCGGCGGCCGUUUGUGAGCCACUAGGUGGUAACAAAUAUAAAUGCACAUGCAUUCAGGGAUACGUUGACCAGUCACCACCAGGACAAGCCGGCCGAAUUUGCAUUAGAAACAAUGCGUGCCGGGAUCCGACCCUCAACCAAUGCUCAAAGAACGCCAUUUGCUACGAUGAACUGCGUGGCUACCGUUGCGAAUGCGCCCGAGGAUACAUCGACCAUUCCCCAAAUCCAUCUGAGCCCGGCCGAAUCUGUGAAGCCCCUGCUCCACCACCCCCUCAACGACAAUUUAUCUUCGACCAGCCGGAACCGUGGCCUUCACAGAGGUCCACCCGCACCCAAGUAUUCACGCACUUUGAUUCGACGCCCAGGAUACGUUACCACGAAGUCCCCUCACCAAGGUAUCACGGCGUUCAAAUUGAUUAUCGGGAGUUCCCAACGACGCCAAGGACGCCUCCACAGGUAUUUCACAUCCACGAAAGAGUGGAGCAAAGCCGAGUACAGUUUGAAGACGUCCCGGUGAACACAAGAAGGGUGAUUGAAGAGACACGGCACUAUCAAGAGAUACCGACACAACAACACAAAAUCCCAGCCACCCAGGUGCUUAGGGUAGACGACAACUUCCCAUUCCCAAGAACUCGCAAGGUUGAGGAGAGAUAUCAGGAUGUCGAUCAGCAGAUCCAUAUAUUCCCGACCCCGCCACCAAGUCCACCACCUCCGCCUCCAAGGGUUAUCCACAUUCACGAAGAACGUCGGUUUGAGAACCCUCUGCCACCUCCACCACCAACCCAGCGAAUCGUUCACAUACAUGAAGAACGACAUCGUUACGAGCAAGAGCCUGCUCCACCACCACCACGACGUAUUGUGCACAUUCAUGAAGAAAGGAUCAAUUUCCGAAGCCAUGCUGCCCCGCCAGCACAGCCGGACGUCGUCAUCCGUCACGAACCGCCAGCACCUCCAUUCCACGGCGACAAGCUUGAGCCGUUCAACUGGUCUCCUGCUCCACCUGCUCCGCAACCGCGUCAUCCCUGCCAAGACCCCGAGCUGAACGACUGUCACCCUGCUGGAACUUGCCGAACUACAGGAGCAACGAGCUACACUUGCGAGUGCUUGCAGGGAUAUGCCGACCGUUCCCCGGAUCGUGCCAACAAGCCUGGUCGCCUAUGUGUUCUCACCCAGCCCGCCUGCCUCGAUCCGACUCAAAAUGACUGUCAUCCGGCAGCUAUUUGUAGCGAGGUGAGUGGCCCGGAAAAAUACACUUGCCGAUGCCGUGAUGGAUACACCGAUCAAAGCCCAUCUCGGUCGCACCCUGGCAGACUUUGCGUCGAGCAGGUCAAUGAAUGCCUGGACAGAUCGCUGAAUGACUGUGAUCCCAGUGCUAUCUGCGAAAAUAUGCCUGAAGGCUUCACCUGCCGAUGCCCUGUUGGUACGCAGGAUCGCAGCCCGGACCCGUCUCGCCCUGGUCGCAAAUGCUACAAGACGGUGAAUGAAUGCCGAAGCCCGCUUCUAAAUAACUGCUCCCGAUUUGCGGACUGCGAAGAUCGAGAAGACGGUUUCAAUUGCCAAUGCAAGGAUGGUUACCAUGAUGAUGACGUCGCACAUCCCGGCACCCGGUGCACAUACAUCAUCAACGAGUGCGAGUCUAGCAACCUGAAUGACUGCGAUCGUAAUGCGGAAUGCAUUGAUACACCCGGAGGCUAUGAGUGUCGAUGCAAAAACCCAUACAGGGACGAGAGUCCACGUGGUCAGCCCGGAAGACUGUGCCGUCUGAAUGAGUGCACGAAUCCCGCUUUGAAUAACUGCGAUAAGAAUGCUGAGUGCCACGAUACCGAUGAGGGCUAUUACUGCGUCUGCCGCACUGGAUUCUACGACGAUUCACCAAACCCGAGGGAACCGGGCCGAAUCUGCGUCGCCUUCCAACAAGAACAGACACGGCGCAUUGAGAUUGUUGAAGACGCGCCAAGGAAACUUACAGGACUCCAAUGCGGCCGCUACGAAUGCUCUAUCGAACGCAAUGAGGUUUGCAUUGGCGGCGUAGAAUGUGGCUGCCGCCCAGGCGAAAGCCGUUCGUCUCCGACUGCUCGGUGCCAAAAGGUGGAAGUGAUCCCGUUCCAAAUUAGAGUCGUUUCCCGCGACAAUCGUCCACUAAUGUAUUCGUCAGAAUACGGAAACACUGAUUCGCCCACCUACAUCGAAAUCGUCGAUCGCUUCCAGAAGGAUGUUGCCAGGACAUUCGGCGGCACCGCAUAUGCCCCCCGCUUUGUCAACACUCAUGUGAACUACAUCACACACCCAAGGACAGUCAACUCAUCAUGGCCGGAUGGCUUGCUUUUCAAGUUCGAGGUCCAAACCACGGCUGUUGGCGAACCAAUCGAUAACUGUGAACUGUGGAAGCAGAUGCAAGGCAGUCUCCAGAGAAGCAACGGAGCCAUCGGAGGAGGGUCACUUCGCGUUGCAUCAGACAGCGAAUUGCUAAAUCCAUGCCGUGUUGAAGAGUUGGAUGUUGCCACGUGCGGAGGAGAGAAGUGUAAAGAAGAAUAUGGUGAAAUUUGUAUUGCUGGACACGUCUGCGGAUGCCCACCGGGAAUGAAGAGGGCGAACAAAGAAAGCGCUUGCCGAGCAGUCGAGUCUUGGUCGGUCCCAAUUCUCGUGGCCCGCCAAGGUACCAAAAAUCUCGUCUUUGAUGCCAGGGUGCACUCGAACCCACAGGCACCAAUCCAUAAGGAACUUGUACACCGCUUCGAAGAAGGCGUGUCUGAUUGCUACCCCCAUACCGAAGUCCGAUCGGCAUUCGUCUCCGCAGAAGUCAAUGACAUUGUCGAACCAUCAGCUGUCAACGCGACCUGGGACUCCGGUCUUCUAUUUAACGCGACCAUGCACUUCCGUCGUGGGGCUGUCCGUGAACCCAGCGAUGUCUACUACUCUUUGAUCAAGUACAUUCAAGAAAAGAAUGGUGGAGAAAUUGGAGAUUCGGAACUCUAUCUGACACCCUACCAGCCCGAUCCCUUCAAGGCAUGCUACAAGAACACUUGCCAUUCUUCCGGAAAAUGCAUUGACGUGGGCCCACAUCAAUACCGUUGCGAGUGUGGACCUGGAUUCCGUGACAUGGAGCCAACGAACCCCGGCCAUAAAUGUCUGCCGACCACUGGCUUCAACGAAUGUGAGCGGGAGGAGACGAAUGAAUGCUCGGUAAAUGCACGCUGCAUCGAUUUGCCUCAUCUCUACAAGUGUGAAUGCCUUCCAUCAUAUGCUGAUGCGUCUCCACCAGGCGCCAUCCCUGGAUCCAUCUGCAACCUGGACUAUUGCUCAGACGUCGACUAUUGCCCUCAAAAUUCUACCUGCAAAAACAUGGAGCUCCAAGCCGAGUGCACCUGUGACGCAGGCUACAUGGAUAUCCGACGAUCCGAGAAGCGAGCACAACUCGGCAUGCCUGAAUCGCUUUGUAUGCACACCCGCGAUGUCAAUGAGUGUGCUUUGGGAUUGACAAAUUGCUCUGGCGUGGCCGAGUGUACCGAUCGACCAAUUGGCUAUACCUGUCGAUGCCCAGAUGGAUAUAUCGAUGGCAACCUCGAUGAGCCUGGACGGGUCUGCGGAGCUCUCCUUUGCGAUCUUUGCAAUUCGCAUGGAGAUUGCGUACACAACGCUCAAACCAACAACAUCACCUGCGUCUGCACGGACGGUUGGAGCGGUGAAUUCUGCGAGGCUGCACCCUCUAACGCCAACUUGGUGCUCCUGAUUAUUCUCGCGCUGCUCUUCCUGCUCCUCGCACUAUGUUGUCUGCUGUACAUGUGCACCAGAUGCCACUGCUUCAAGGGCGGUCGCGCAAUGGGUGCCGGAGCUUUCGGCUACAGAAAUAGUGCUUGGCCAUGGGCAACGCUCGACGGUUCAUCUAGCUCGGAAUCUGGUGAACACUCUCAUUCUUCUGUCCAUGCCCAAGAAUAUUAUCCGGACAUUGGAAUCCCGAGGGCUAAACUAGCGAAGGGUGCCGAAGGUUACGCCACAUCGGCGGCUGCUCAUAAGAGCACGGAAGUGGCCAGAUUGGAUGAAUAUCUGGAUUCUAGUGCCAUGCACAUCCCUCGGGCUCGUUUAGCGGGUGCGGGAGCCGCUGGAGGGCUUAAUGAAAGCUUCGACAGCGCCUCAUCCACUGGCAGCGAGUACACAAUCAAGGAAGAAGUGGAGCGAAGGGUGAUCACUGACGUCAACGUCAAGGAGAUCAAGACGACGACAACCACCGAUGCCGAUGGGAAUACAGUAACCACCACAGCUGAAUACUAUCAUCCACAGGGUGAUGGAUCAACCCAUGUGACAAGCACUGCAGGAGCGCGGUCCUCAUAUGGAGCUGAAUCCUCAUCGCACUACGCUGCCGCACACGAAUCUUCGGCUAGCUCCUCGGCUCUUCACUCUUCUUCGAUGGCCCAAUCCGAAUCAGCAUCGGCUCUUGCUUCAUCAGCUUCUCGUUUUGCCGCUGGUGGAACGACUUCCCGUGGAGCUUAUGUGAACCAUGCAGCCCGACUGGCUGAUGAACAGGAACGUGGUGAGAGCAUUGCCGAGUUCUCGAUUGGCCGGGCUGAAGGACGACGGUCAGCUGGACAGCAUCAUCACUUUUCGGAAAACCGGGAAAUUUCGGAAUACACGGAUGAGGCCUCAAUGUACUCGUCUGAAGAAGAAGAGGUUGAACACGAGAAGGGUGACAAGAAGACCAGAGUAGAACGACAACACUCGUUUGAGCCGCUGCCUGGCGGUGAUAGAGAACGAUUCCGUACGGAAGUGACCACCACGAAGACCUCGACCUCAACCACCAAGCAC
Messenger RNA from Mesorhabditis spiculigera, 10509 nucleotides. The record is from the annotation of a GenBank genome assembly. NCBI's taxonomy places the organism in Eukaryota, Metazoa, Nematoda, Chromadorea, Rhabditida, Rhabditidae.